AUGGCGCGUUCGACCCCGCACGACUGGUCACUCGUGAGGGCUCCUGCCCCCCAAAGCCCGAGAAGGCUAGCGGAACCAGAGAGGACUUGGGGCAAAGUGAGCUCAACCAACUUCCCUCCUCCGAAACGCUCACCUUUCUCUUUGCACAGCGCCGAGUACAUUUGGAGUCAGCGGCAGAAACAGAUCGUCGAUAGAGAGUUCAUCCACGCAUUCGACAACCUCACCCUUUCUGCGACCGGAACGCCAAAGAUGUCUGACCUCUCAGGCGCCCUUGAAACGCUCGGAACGGAGACCUGGAUGGAUAUCCUUGAUUUCAUCGAUUCACCUCAAGACUUGCUCUCCCUUUGCCGCACCAGCAAAUUCUUCUACACUAUGUGCAUCGGACGGCUCUACAGGACGCUCCGUAUCCGCUCACCAUUCUAUACCGGAGAUCUGGCCUGCAUAUUCCCCAAUGAGUUUGACGGGGACAUGAUUCCGUUCAACUUACUACUAAAACCUUCCCUAUUCACCACUGGCACACAGAUUCCAUCAAAAUUUCCGAGUAAAGACCAACUUGUGCAGUACAUCUGGCAUCUCGACAUUCCACUUUGGAAUGCGAAAUUGUCAAUGACGUCUCCACCGCUACCAGAGCCACGGCCUUAUCUAAGUCCGAAUUUGGUUCAGUAUGACCUCCGGAGAUGCUUCCUUCAGAUUGGUGGGAUCAUCACCAUAGCUAUUGAUAGAGUUUCCGGUCGUGGUAAAAUUUCGAUCGACCCAUAUUUGGCGCGCCUUCUUACGUCAAUGUGCAAUCUUCGAAGUUUCUCCUGGUGCCCACUUCCACGACCUACCACCAAGGUGAUCCCGCCCGUCUUGAGGUUGGACGAUAUUCUCGACCGAGGCUGGAUCAACCCACAUAAUAGAGCUUUCCUCACCGCAGAUGUCUGGAAGGAGCUCAAGAAGAUGCCACGACUGCAGACUUUGACGGUCGAUUUCGAGCACUCCGACCCUUUGCUCUACGAACGAAUGAGUCCCGCGCUGCCUAGGCUCACAAACUACGUUCCAGCAGUAGAUGGGCUUGUCGGCUUCAAGAACUUGGUGUCCCUCGACCUGCGUGGUGUCGGAUGUGGAAGAACUAGCGACCUCCGGUUUCCCGAGAUUGCGGUGGUCAUCGCAGACUGUAUUGAAUCCGGAACCCUGCGGAACUUCAGUCUCGGCCUGGAGCUCUGGUGGUACUGGCUGAUCGAAAAAUACCUAAUCGACGAGGAAAAGGACUUAUGGGAUUGGAUUGAGGAUCUAUGGGCCAGGUGCUUCGGACUCGCACAGAGGAGGAGGGAAAGGAUUGAAUACAAUAUCCCGCCGGCAUUGACGAUCAAUGUGAACAUUGAUUUCAUCAGGACUUCCUGGCAGUUCAGAACCAUCGACAACUACAUCUUGAGGCCAGAGAUGUUGGUGCAGAUGUUUAUACACAGUGGACACAUCCUCGGGAAGAGCUCCUCGCUUCUGAGGAAACUCGGUCAGAAGCAGCUUCCGAAUCUGCGGGUUUUGUUCUUGAAAACCUUUCUGAUCAAUGCCUUCCCCAUCAUCGCGGCUACCACUGGACUGCGGGAGUUGUACAUCCUGAACCCAGGCUCAAACAACCGGAUCCGGGCUGCGGCUUGUGGAACCAUUAAACAGCGAAUUUUUGCGUUUGAGGAAUCGCAGAGACAGCCUGUGCAACGAAAUCCGAUGAACCGCAUGAUGGAAGUCUUGGUGAAAAACCAUCUCAGGACUCUAGAAGUUCUCGUCAUCGAUGAACUUAUACCAACGCCGUCUCGUGAAGGCGGCCUGAAGACUAUGAGCUCACUUGCACAAUGGAAAUUCAGGAGCUCCAACAUCAAGGAGCUAGGGCUUUGGCUGAUGGGGCCAUGGGAACGUAUUGAGAUGUUCGUCGCUUGCUUCCCCUCGUUGAAGUGCCUGCAUCUUUUCAACCCCCAGGACACUUGCGGCAAUCAUUGGAUUCCGUGGGUUCCUAAGGACGGGCAAGUGUCCAAGCUCGACUCAUUUCUGCACACUCCGUACUAUUGCAACGCAUCGUCCAUGGCCUACAUAGUCGCCCGUGCUUGGGCGAGGGAGAUAAUUUCUGGCAAGCAAGCAAUCGGCAAACCUCGACAGUCCGAGGCCACUCGUUGGAUCGGAAUUGGGCCCUGGUACAUCCAAGAUGACGUUGAUUGGAAGUGGGAAUGGGAUGAGAAUAUGGCCCUCAUGUACAUUACACAAUGGACGCGUCCAAAAUUCUGUGGGACUAUGCCAGGACAACCUAAAGUGGACAAAACGAGCCAUAAAUGGCUUGAGGACUCGAAGAUGUGGAGGCUACUACAGGAUUACAUUCCUCCCAAGCCGUAG
Molecule: messenger RNA, 2361 nt
Organism: Tricharina praecox
Lineage: Eukaryota; Fungi; Ascomycota; Pezizomycetes; Pezizales; Pyronemataceae
Exons: 3
Coding region: 1-2361 (786 amino acids)
Source: RefSeq, a predicted model, not a curated record